This is a messenger RNA of Prorocentrum cordatum, 270 nucleotides long. The record is from the annotation of a GenBank genome assembly. NCBI's taxonomy places the organism in Eukaryota, Dinophyceae, Prorocentrales, Prorocentraceae.
GACAUCGUGGACCUCCUCUGCGAGGCGGUGGAGCGUCCGUUCGAGGACAACGCCACGCGCGGCUACAUCGUGACGUCGCUCAUGAAGAUCACGGGCCAGUCCUCCCUCAAGAGCAGCGCCGUCGACAACAUGAUCAGCUGCUACCGCUCCUCCCGCUACACGGACCUGCAGCAGCGCUGCUACGAGUUCGAGCAGUUGCGACAGACGCAGCCUUUGAUGAAGAAGGUCUUGCCGUACGACGCGUCGUGCGAGGACAUCACGGUGAACACG